AGCACCCGAACAUAGUCCGCUUCUACAACUACUGGGAGGGCGUCGUGGCCAAGAAGAAGAACAUCGUGCUCAUCACGGAGCUCAUGCUGUCCGGGACACUUAAAGCGUGAGUUGACUGUUACUGCUGUCUCCCUCAGUGGAUAUGUUGGAGAAACUGCAGCACCCGAACAUAGUCCGCUUCUACAACUACUGGGAGGGCGUCGUGGCCAAGAAGAAGAACAUCGUGCUCAUCACGGAGCUCAUGCUGGCCGGGACACUUAAAGCGUGAGUUGACUGUUACUGCUGUCUCCCUCAGUGGAUAUGUUGGAGAAACUGCAGCACCCGAACAUAGUCCGCUUCUACAACUACUGGGAGGGCGUCGUGGCCAAGAAGAAGAACAUCGUGCUCAUCACGGAGCUCAUGCUGUCCGGGACACUUAAAGCUUACCUUCGAAGAUUCAAGCGAAUCAACCCGAAAGUGCUGAAGUCCUGGUGCCGGCAGAUCCUCAAGGGGCUCAACUUUCUACAUUCUAGGACUCCUCCUAUAAUCCAUAGAGAUCUGAAAUGCGAUAAUAUCUUCAUAACUGGCACGACAGGCAGUGUCAAGAUCGGCGACCUCGGCCUCGCCACGCUCAAGAACCGCAGCUUCGCCAAGUCUGUCAUCGGCACCCCCGAAUUCAUGGCGCCCGAGAUGUACGAGGAGCACUACGACGAGUCCGUGGACGUGUACGCGUUCGGCAUGUGCAUGCUGGAGAUGGCCACCGGCGAGUACCCCUACUCGGAGUGCAGCGGGCCCGCGCAGAUAUACAAGAAAGUCGUCUCGGUGAGCACCUUAUGUGGUCGAAUGUCGAGUGACAGUGGACGUUCGUUCGGCAUGUGCAUGCUGGAGAUGGCCACCGGCGAGUACCCCUACUCGGAGUGCAGCGGGCCCGCGCAGAUAUACAAGAAAGUCGUCUCGGUGAGCACCUUAUGUGUAUAG
Cydia fagiglandana is the source of this 957-nucleotide messenger RNA. Its product is annotated as serine/threonine-protein kinase WNK-like. The transcript has 5 exons. Gene Ontology annotation, molecular function: ATP binding; protein serine/threonine kinase activity; potassium channel inhibitor activity. Bases 301 to 957 code for a protein of 218 amino acids. Lineage: Eukaryota; Metazoa; Arthropoda; Insecta; Lepidoptera; Tortricidae. Gene Ontology annotation, cellular component: cytoplasm. The record is from RefSeq and is a predicted model, not a curated record. Gene Ontology annotation, biological process: protein phosphorylation; negative regulation of sodium ion transport; monoatomic ion homeostasis.